GAUAUUGUGGUUCGCCACAACAUCCGAUUACACAGCGUUGGAGACCUCUCCAGAAUAACCGGGAGGAUUGCCUUUGUACCUUCCUGCCGGUCAGAUAGCACACAUUUUGGYGCUUUUGUUGCACUGUUUCUGACUAAAGUACAUUUAACCAAWUUACCGCCGAUGAUAUUAGGCCUACCUCGUGAAUUUGAAGGGGCAGGAAAUAUAAUAAUUAUAUCUUCGUUGCAAUGGCAGAGUGUUAUCUACGAUGUCCUUCGCUGUCUUCGGGAAAGUUCUUGAGRGAAAUUGUUGAUGCACUUGGUUUGAUCAAGGGAUUGCUUUGGGAAUUUUCGUUCCGGCGUUGGUAAACUCCUCGAGAGACGAGGGAUUUGAAGCUGCAACAGGUUAUUUUAGAUGUGAUCCUGACCUUCCAUAGUUGGAGGGUCUCUUCCAAGACCACCACACUGUGUAGUUUUCCAGCACACCCAUGACUGGUUUUCCAAUGGCAUUUCACUCUCUAAUUCAGAAUCUGCCACCUUUUGGAGCCAGGACUUAUUAUAACCAUCUGACUGCCAGCCUCAUACUCUGACUUGCCACAGAGAAAGCCAAGUUCCUCAACAGGGACCUCUCUUCCAGUGCCACAGAGAAAGCCAAGUUCCUCAACGGGGACCUCAUCUUUGACCUCAUCUUAUCUCAAUUAAUUUAAUCUUGGUUUAACAGAUUGCCGCCAUCAUUCCGUGCUGUAAAGGUGAUCCCGAAAUGUCUUCCAAUGGAGACCUGCGAGACGUCGGGAGCUGCGAAAGCUUCUGGGAGCCGGGGCACUACAAGAGGACGGUGAAGCGUAUCGACGAUGGACACAAGCUGUGCAACGAGCUAGUCGGCUGCUUCGCAGAGCGGGCCAAGAUUGAGAAGGGCUAUUCCCAGCAGCUGAGUGACUGGGCCAAGAAGUGGAGGGGCGUGGUGGAGAAAGGGCCUCAGUAUGGCACCCUGGAGAAGGCUUGGCAUGCCUUCAUGAAUGCUGCUGAUAGGCUGAGUGAGAUCCACAUGGAACUGAAGGAGCACCUGGCUGUGGAGGACAGCGAGAAGAUCCGUAACUGGCAGAAAGAUGCCUUCCACAAGCAGAUGAUCGGAGGGUUCCGGGAGACAAAGGAUGCAGAUGAAGGAUUCCGCAAGGCACAGAAACCCUGGGUCCGGAAACUGAAAGACGUGGAGUCGUCUAYGAAGAGUUACCACCAGACCUGUAAGGAGGAGAAGACUGCUUUGACUCGCGAGACCCAUGCCAAGGCUGACCCCACCAAGUCACCGGAAGAGGUCCGCAAAUUUACAGACCGUGUGGAGAAAUGCAACCAGGAAUCGGAGAAGGCAAAGGAGCGCUAUGAGAAGGCUUUGGAGGAGCUGAACCGCUGUAACCCACGCUACAUGGAGGACAUGGAGCAGGUAUUUGAGAUCACCCAGGAGGCCGAGAAGAACAGGCUGUGCUUCUUCAAGGAGGURCUGCUGGACAUCCACAAACACAUGGACCUCUCCAGCAAGGAUGGAUUCAAGGUCCUGUACAGUGACCUGGGCCAGACCAUCACUGCAGCCAAUGACAGCGAAGACCUGAGGUGGUGGAGAAACACCCAUGGGCCUGGGAUGAGCAUGAACUGGCCACAGUUUGAGGAGUGGUCCCCUGAGUCAAACCGCUCCAUCUCCAACCAGAAGGCGAGGAACAGCCGGGCCGAGGACGUGGUCACCCUGACCAACAUUGUCCCUUCGAGCGAGGAGGCACCCCAGACCCCUCAGGAGACCACCAGAGGGGUUAAAGACUACUCAUCAGACUGGUCUGACGAAGACAUCCCCAAAAAGGUCAUCGCUGCUAAUGGGGUGGAGGAGGAAGAGAAGGUAGCAGGUGUACGAGUUAGAGCGUUGUAUGAUUACACUGGGCAGGAGGCGGAUGAGCUGAGCUUUAAAGCAGGUGAAGAACUAAUGAAGAUGGGUGUGGAGGACGAGCAGGGCUGGUGCAAAGGGCAGCUGGCCAACGGAGAGGUGGGCCUUUACCCUGCUAACUAUGUCCAGGUCGUCACAUCCUGAUGACCCGCCCCCUUCCUGGGCAAUAAUGCAGCCAAUGGUACUACAGAGUACAGACAUCAUGAGAAUUACUGACAGCAACACCAGCACAGCCAUCUUA
Salvelinus sp. IW2-2015 is the source of this 2146-nucleotide messenger RNA. Its product is annotated as protein kinase C and casein kinase II substrate protein 3. Lineage: Eukaryota; Metazoa; Chordata; Actinopteri; Salmoniformes; Salmonidae. Gene Ontology annotation, biological process: plasma membrane tubulation; regulation of endocytosis; cytoskeleton organization. The record is from RefSeq and is a predicted model, not a curated record. Gene Ontology annotation, molecular function: protein binding; phospholipid binding. Gene Ontology annotation, cellular component: plasma membrane; cytoplasm; endosome.